UAUAAAUAUAACCACCAGUGAGGAAACAGACAGCUCAAGAUGUAUGCUUAGAUGUGCAGAGAAAUUAUUAUGGCUCUAGAUUGUAGGAAAAAGCUGUUUCAGGUGGUUGAAAAAUAAAGAAAUCUAGCACCCCUCCAGACCACCCUGAAGUACUUUGUGCCCCCUCAGAUUUUUAGAGUGCAUGACGCCCCUGGGAUCGCUCCAUACUAUUCUCUCCUCAGUACAUUGGUGACAGAUGUGGGAUCGUCCCAUACUAUUCUCUCCCCAUACAGUAUGCUCCCAAGCAACUACACGCGUGUGUCAGUGUUUGUGAUCGUGGGCUUCCCGGGGCUCCAUCCAUCCUUCAACCAGCUGGUGGCCUGGUUCUUCUUCUUCAUCUAUGUGAUCACGGUGGUGGGGAACAUCCUGCUGGUGGUGCUGUUUGCCCUGGAGCGCAGCCUGCAGAAACCCAUGUACAUCAUCAUGCUCAGCCUGGCUCUGUCAGAUAUAGUGCUGCUUGUCCAUAUCGCAGGCUUCUGCACGGUGGCCCUUCCCAAAGUGAUAGCUCGGUACUGGUGGGACGACGCUGGCAUCUCUUUCUUUCUGUGUCUGAUACAGAAACAAUUCAUCCACUACUUUGGAGCACUCACCUCUCUCAUCAUGAUGACCAUGGCUAUGGACAAAUACCUGGCUAUCUGCUACCCUCUCAGCCUAUCCCACCCAUCUCUCCCCCUUCUCCCCCCUCUUCCACCCCUCUCACCUUCCCCAUCCCUCCCUCCCUGCCUCCCUCCCUCCCUCUCUACCAGGUACAAUGAGCUGAUGACCAACAGGACCAUGUCUCUCCUAACAGCCCUGUCCUGGGUGUUAGCCAUGAUAUCUCCAGCCAUCACCACCAUCCAGUCAUCCCAGAUGCCUUUCUGUGGGUCCAACCGCAUCAACCACUGCUACUGCGACACCACGUCUCUCAACCAGCUGUCGUGUGCUGACAUCUCGUCCCAGAGCAGACUAUCCUUCUCACUAGCCAUGGUCGUUCUCUUUCUCCCCUUUGGCUUCAUCGUCUUCUCCUACGUCAACAUCAUCUUCACAGUGAUGCGCAUGGCUAACGCACAGGGCAGGAUGAAGACCUUCUCUACCUGUGCUACUCAGGGCUGUAUCAUUCUUAUUUACUACAUCCCCCGCUUCAUAGUGAACGCUACACCCUACAUCCCCAACCUGACCACGACCCCUGACCUCCGCAUCAGCCUCGCCAUUUUCUCCAGUCUGCUGCCACCCCUACUCAACCCCUUCAUCUAUUGCAUCCGUACCAAGGAGAUCAGGGCUUUCCUGGCCAAGUGGACCAACCGAGGGCAGUCCAACGCACAUCACAAACCCUGCAUCCACCCCAUAGCCUGCUGACAGGCACUCAGGCAGCCUGCCACUUAUAAAAUCACACAGGAGGCAUUAUGACUGCAUACAUCUCCUGUUCUCUCACCUAUGAAGGAAGCCAUUGGCCGAAACGUCCUCUGGUCAUGCAGGUGUUGAGCCCCAGAUCUGAUAUGUUUUCAUUAUUAUUAUUCAAUAUGGUAAACAAUAAACUUUCACACUUGU
Molecule: messenger RNA, 1566 nt
Organism: Oncorhynchus nerka (sockeye salmon)
Lineage: Eukaryota; Metazoa; Chordata; Actinopteri; Salmoniformes; Salmonidae
Product: olfactory receptor 52K1-like
Exons: 6
Coding region: 274-1374 (366 amino acids)
Biological process (GO): G protein-coupled receptor signaling pathway
Cellular component (GO): membrane
Molecular function (GO): G protein-coupled receptor activity; olfactory receptor activity
Source: RefSeq, a predicted model, not a curated record